Macrosiphum euphorbiae (potato aphid) is the source of this 5508-nucleotide messenger RNA. Lineage: Eukaryota; Metazoa; Arthropoda; Insecta; Hemiptera; Aphididae. The record is from the annotation of a GenBank genome assembly.
AUGAAUUUAAAAAUGGAAAAAAGACCCAGACAUAUGGAAAUGAUUACUAUUGAAACUGAAGAAGAUAAAUUACUUAGAAAAGAAUUAAGAAAAGAAGAAAAAGCUUGCCAAAAAAUAAAUCGCCGACAGGAUUCAGAUUCAGAUGAUGAGAUUUUAAAGAUGGUUUCUAAAACGACAAGUGCAGCAAAUGUUCCUACAUUUAUUGACCCAAAAAGUAGAAAAGCACCUGCAGCUCAGAAAUACCCUCAUGUAUAUGAUUUGAAUUUUGAAUCAAAAGUAUCUAGUUGUUACAUAUCUGGAGAAUCAUGCGUUAUACCUGCGGGAGCCAAAAGAACAGACCAUCGAACACAUGAAGAAGUUUAUAUUCCAGUUACAAAAAUGACACAAGAAUUGACUGUUGGAAAAGAAUUGAUUUCCAUUAAAUCUCUUGAUGAAGUUGGGCAGAAAGCAUUUCAUGGAAUUACUAAUCUUAAUAGAAUACAAUCAGUAGUUUUUGAUGCAGCAUAUAACACUAAUGAAAAUUUACUAGUAUGUGCUCCAACUGGAGCUGGAAAAACUAAUGUUGCUUUGUUGACCAUAAUCCAUCAAAUUAAACAACACAUUAGGAAUAAUGAAAUACACAAAAAUGAAUUUAAGAUUGUAUAUGUAGCUCCAAUGAAAGCUCUCGCAGCUGAAAUGACUGCAAAUUUUUCUAAACGCCUUUCUAACCUAGGAAUUUCUGUUCGUGAAUUUACUGGUGACAUGUCACUUACCAAAACAGAAAUGCUCAACACUCAAAUAUUAGUUACAACUCCUGAAAAGUGGGAUGUAGCUACUCGUAAAGGAACUGGGGAUAUUGCGUUAACAAGUUUAGUUAAACUAUUAAUUAUAGACGAGGUACAUUUAUUGCAUGGUGAUCGUGGUCCAGUCCUUGAAGCUCUUGUUGCACGUACUUUAAGACAAGUCGAAUCUUCCCAAAGCAUGAUUCGAAUUGUUGGUUUAUCUGCUACAUUACCAAAUUAUAAAGACAUAGCACGUUUCUUAAGAGUCAAUCUGUAUAAAGGACUAUUUUAUUUUGAUGGACGAUUUCGACCAGUGCCAUUAGUUCAAACAUUUAUUGGGGUUCGUGGUAGCAAGACUGUAAAAAUGGUACAGGAAAUGGAUACUGUUUGUUAUGAUAAAGUAUAUGAUAUGGUACAAAAAGGACAUCAGGUUAUGGUGUUUGUUCAUGCUCGUAAUGCUACCAUAAAAACAGCUAAUGUUUUUAGAGAACUUUCAACUCAGAAAAAUCACCAGACUGCAUUCCUACCUCAAGACUCUAAUAGAAUAGGUAUAGCAAAAAAGGCUUUUGAGCGUUGUCAUUCAAAAGAAUUAAGUGAAUUAUUAAACAGUGGAUUUUCUGUUCAUCAUGCUGGUCUUUUGAGAUCUGACAGAAACCUAGUAGAAAAGUACUUUGCUGAAGGUGCUAUUAAGGUAUUGGUGUGCACAGCAACUUUAGCAUGGGGAGUAAAUCUUCCAGCUCAUGCAGUUAUAAUUAAGGGGACAGAAAUAUAUGAUUCAAAGCAUGGAACAUUUAUAGAUCUGGGUAUGCUUGACGUUUUACAAAUAUUUGGUCGAGCUGGAAGACCUCAAUUUGAUACUUCUGGACAUGGAAUGAUUAUUACCCCACAUUCCAAACUUCACAAAUACUUGUCAUUACUUACCAAUCAAAUACCGAUUGAAAGUUGUUUUGUACAACAUCUUGUUAAUAAUUUGAAUGCUGAGGUUGUAUUAGGGACAAUAUCAAAUGUCGAGGAAGCUGUUAUGUGGCUUAGUUAUACUUAUUUAUUUGUCAGAAUGCGUAUAAAUCCUCAUGUCUAUGGCAUAUCGCUUGAAGAAGUUGAAUUAGAUCCAAUGUUGGUCAACAAAAGAAAAGAGUUUAUUAUAAAUGCAGCAAUGGCUUUAGAUAGAGCACAAAUGUUACGUUAUAACGAAAGAACUGGAGAUCUCUCAUCUACAGAUAUGGGUCGCACAGCUAGUCAUUUUUAUAUUAGUUAUGAUAGUGUUGAAAUAUUUAAUCAAUGUCUAAAGCCUUUUAUGAAUAUGUCAGAAAUAUUAUCAAUGAUUUCUAGUGCAAAAGAGUUUGAUCAGUUAAAGGUUCGUGAUGAUGAAGUUAUUGAGUUAGAGACAUUGGCUCGUAAAUAUUGUCACAUUGAAUGUCAGAGUUCAGCUGUAAACGUGAAUGGUAAAGUAAAUAUACUUUUACAAACAUAUCUUGCACGCGGUAGAGCUAAGUCUUUUUCAUUAAUAUCUGACCUGGUAUAUAUCUCACAGAAUGCGACAAGAAUUGCACGGGCAUUAUUUGACAUGGUUUUACGUCGUAAUAACGCUAUGAUGUCAGCUAAAUUAUUGGAACUUUGUCAAAUGUUUGAAAUGACACAAUGGGAAUUUGAAUCUGAAUUACGACAAUUUUCUGAUGUUCUUCCUUGGGAAAUUAUAGAUAAAAUUGAGCAAAGAAAAUUAUCAUUUAGCCGCAUUCGAGAAAUGGAUGCAAAAGAAUUGGGUAUAAUACUAAGAAAUCAAAAUGUAGGUGCUGCUGUUAAAAAGUGUGCCAUGCAACUUCCAUAUAUUGAAGCUACUGAAAGUAUUCAACCUAUUACUAGAACUAUUUUAAGAAUAAAUUUAGAACUAUUCCCAGAAUUUGAAUGGAAUGAUAGGUUUCAUGGUAAAACAUCAGUUGCAUUUUGGAUUUGGAUCGAAGAUCCGGAAACAGAUAUGAUAUACCAUUGGGAACAGUUUCUUAUUACUAAAAAUCAGGUUAUUAGAAAAGAAACACAAAAGUUGAUAUUUACCAUACCCUUGGUCGAACCAUUACCAUCACAAUAUAUUUUACAUUGUACUUCAGACCGAUGGUUAGGUACAACUUUCACUACACCAUUAACAUUCCAGCAUCUUAUAAUACCACAUAGCCAUGCUUCAGUGACAGAUUUAUUGGAACUUCAACCAUUACCAUUAUCUGCUCUUAAAAAUCAGGGUUAUCAGUCUUUAUAUAGUUUUACACACUUUAAUCCAAUACAGACACAAAUAUUUCACUGUUUAUAUCAUACUGACAAUAACGUACUGUUAGGAGCGCCUACCGGAUCUGGUAAAACAAUAGCUGCUGAAAUUGCUAUGUUUAGAGUGUUCAAUGAACAGCCAGAUGCCAAAGUAGUAUAUAUAGCUCCAUUAAAGGCACUCGUGAGAGAACGUAUGAAAGAUUGGAAAAUCAGAUUAGAAGAGAAAUUAAAAAAAUCCGUUGUAGAAUUAACAGGUGACGUCACACCUGACAUAAGAGCUAUUUCAAAUUCAUCUGUAAUUGUUACUACUCCAGAAAAAUGGGAUGGUGUUUCUCGUAGUUGGCAAACCCGUAACUAUGUCCGCCAAGUGGCUUUAGUAGUACUUGAUGAAGUCCAUCUUUUGGGUGAAGAUCGUGGUCCAGUAUUAGAGAUAAUAAUCUCUAGGUUAAAUUUUAUAUCAACUCAUACAGGACAACAUACUCGCCUUGUAGCUUUGACAACCGCUCUGUCAACUGCUGCUGAUCUUGCAGCUUGGUUACACAUAGGGGAAAUGGGCCUUUACAAUUUCCGGCCAUCUGUGAGGCCAGUUCCUCUAGAAGUACACAUCAGUGGCUAUGCUGGACGAAAUUAUUGUCCAAGAAUGGCAACCAUGAACAAACCUAUUUAUCAAGCCAUUAGGCAACACUCCCCAACACAACCAGUUAUGAUUUUUGUGUCGUCGAGGAGACAAACCCGACUAACCGCAUUGGAUUUGAUUGCAUAUUUAGGUGUGGAAGAUAACCCUAAGCAGUGGGUUCGCAAAAGCGAUUAUGAAAUGGAUCAAAUCAUUGAAAAUAUUAGAGAUCCAAAUUUGAAGCUUUGUCUUGCUUUUGGUUUAGGCUUACAUCAUGCUGGAUUACAAGAUAGAGACCGUAAGAUUGUUGAAGAAUUAUUUGUCAACCAACAUAUUCAAGUUUUAAUUGCUACUUCAACUUUAGCAUGGGGUGUUAAUUUCCCUGCACACUUUGUAAUAGUAAAAGGUACUGAAUUUUAUGAUGGCAAACUCAAAAGAUAUGUUGACAUGCCAAUUACAGAUGUGUUACAAAUGAUGGGAAGAGCAGGACGACCUCAAUAUGAUAACAUGGGAAUAGCACUCAUCAUGGUCCAUGACGUAAAAAAAACUUUUUAUAAAAAAUUUUUGUAUGAACCUUUUCCUGUUGAAUCAUCUUUGUUAGACGUAUUGCCUGACCAUUUCAAUGCUGAAAUAGUGGCUGGAACUAUUAAGACGAAACAAGAUGCCAUUGAAUAUUUGACUUGGACAUAUCUUAUACAAAGACUAAUGAAAAACCCAGAAUAUUACGGAUUACAUAGCUUGGAGGAAAGUUCUAUAAACAAAUUUCUUUCUGAUUUAGUUGAACGAUGUAUUGGAACUCUGUAUUCUAGUUAUUGUGUGGAAAUAGAUGAGGAUCAGCGUACUGUAAGACCUACUCCAUUGGGCCAUAUUUCUUCUUAUUACUAUUUACAACAUAAAACAGUUAAAACAUUUAAAGAGAGACUUAAAGGUGAACUUAGUAUGGAUGAUUUAAUAAAAGUCUUAGUCGACGCCGAGGAGUUUAGUUUACUACCAGUUAGACAUAACGAAGAUCUUCUGAAUACUGAAUUAGACAAACAGUGUCCUAUUGAUGUUGGUAGCCGUCUUUAUGAAUGUUCUCAUACCAAAACAUUGAUUUUGCUUCAAGCACAUUUCUCCCAUUUAAAAAUGCCAUGUUCAGAUUAUAUAACUGAUCUCAAGUCUGUAUUAGACCAAUCUAUACGUAUUCUACAAGCAAUGAUAGAUAUUAGCGCAGAAGCUGGUUACUUGUUGCUGUGUUUAAGAUUAGUUCAAUUGAUGCAAAUGAUUAUUCAAGCCCGAUGGGUGACUGACCCACCUGUAACCACUUUACCUGAUGUAGAAAAACAUCUGAUACCAUCACAAGUGUUGCCGAUGCUUUGCUUACCCCAUUUGUGCAAUAUGGCACUUAAAAGUUAUAAGCUGUUUGAAGAAAUUAUGUUAAAAACUCAACUUGAACACGAAGAAAUUGAAAAAGCAUUUAAAACUAUUAUAGAUAUGCCAGUUGUAGAAGUGCGUCUGUUUAUUCAUGGCAAUUUUUCUGACAGUGAAGAAGCUCAAAAGAAACUUGUAGAGAAUGGUAAACGAAUAGACAUUUUGGCAGGAUUGGAGUAUACAUUAGUUGUAGAGGUAAAAAUCCUCAAUCGUGUAAUACCAUCAAAAGCAUAUGCACCAAAAUUUUCCAAACCAAAAGAUGUUGGUUGGUUUAUGAUUCUUGGUUCAAUAGAACAAUGGGAGCUGAUAGCACUGAAACGUAAUGCCAAUAACCGAUAUAGAACCACUUCCAGCAGACUAGCAUUUAAUACACCCACAACACCUGGUUUUUUAAAUUGGACUUUCUAUAUGAUGUCAGAUUGUUACCUUGGUUUGGACCAACAAUAUGAAAUUGAAUUCAAUGUGAUAUAA